Penicillium griseofulvum is the source of this 1494-nucleotide messenger RNA. Its product is annotated as cytochrome P450 monooxygenase afumB. The coding region runs from base 1 to 1494 and encodes 497 amino acids. The transcript is spliced from 3 exons. The record is from RefSeq and is a predicted model, not a curated record. Lineage: Eukaryota; Fungi; Ascomycota; Eurotiomycetes; Eurotiales; Aspergillaceae. Gene Ontology annotation, molecular function: monooxygenase activity; heme binding; oxidoreductase activity, acting on paired donors, with incorporation or reduction of molecular oxygen.
AUGACAACUCAGCCAUCACUCUUAGGAGCUAUUCUGUUAGCUUUUGUUAUUAUUCUCCUAGCACGAGGACUAUGCCAGACCCGAAAACUGCGGGCACUUGAACAACGCUAUGGCUGCGAGAAGCUCUGCGAUGAAAGCGAUAAAUUUCGAUACGACGUCUUCGGCAUCGCGAAAGCAAUACAAUUGGGUUCUCAUUUUCGGCAGCGAACAUCACUCCGGUAUACAAAUUCUCUGUUCCAGAGAUAUGGGGACACAUAUGAAUCCAACAUUCUCGGCUACCGAUUGAUUUUCACCUGCAGUACAGAAAACAUCAAGCAAAUGUUGUCCACAGCAUUUAUAGACUUUGAUAGUUCUCCCCUGCGAAAACCCGUGCUGGGUCCAGUCACUCCACAUGGCAUUUUUACUCUUGAUGGCGCAGACUGGAAGAGAAGUCGAGGGCAGUUUCGGAGUCGAGUGGCUAACCUCCGAAAUGCCAUUGACCUGGACGUAUGUGAACAACACUACCAGGCCUUUGUUCAACACGUUCCGCCAAAUGGCCAGGUAUUUGACGUUCAGCGUUGUACUUCUGCUCUCGCUUUGGACAUGCAGACCCGUUUCUCAUUCGGAGAGUCUGUGGAUGCCCUCAGCCUUACUCAGUCCAGAGAAAAGAAGCAGUUUGUAGAUGAUUUCCAUGUCAUCAAAAGAAUAGUCGCGCGAGAUGGUUUUCGUGGGCCACUUCGUCAUUUGGGGCCUAAGCGAGAAUUCCAUCAGUCGUGUCGGAGAGCACGGGAAUAUGUCGUGGCUCAUGGCAGGCCGGAAGUUGAUAGUCGAAGCAGCAUUGAAAAAACGAAAGAUGGACGUAUUGACACUGCUUCCAGCAAGAUCGAAGACAUUUCGGAGUUUGCUGAUCAGGCAAUGAGUAUUGUGCUCGCAAACGAUAGCAUGAGCACCACUCUCUCCGGUCUUUUCUAUUGCUUAUCCCAGGACGAACGUAUCGUUCAAAAGCUCCGAGCAAGCAUCAUUGAUACCAUUGGACUUACACCACCAACAUGGAGUCAGCUUGGGAUGUUGCAUUAUGUUCGCUGGGUACUCCAGGAAGUGAUGAGAGUUUUCCCUGCCGCUGUGCUCAACGCAAGAGUAGCAAACAAGCAUUCCAAGAUUCCAAGUGGAGGAGGAGCCGAUGGCCAGUCACCUGUUCUAGUUCGAAAGGGUGAUAUUGUAGUGUUUUCAACCUGGGCUCGGCAUCGCCUAGGAAAAGACUUUGGGGACAAUCCAGAGAAGUUUUAUCCAGAGCGAUGGGAACACCUAAACACCGAUAUGCCCGGCUUUAUCCCGUUCAACAAGGGUCCUAGAAUAUGCCCUGGCCAACAGUAUUCCAUGAUUGUGCUCACGUACCUUGUGGCUCGCAUUUUCCAGACCUUCUCGACUGUAUCCAACUACAAUACUAAAGAGUGGACAGAAAGGAUUAGCCUGACAUUCGAGAACGAGAACGGGGUCCUGGUCGGACUAAGCUGA